AGCUCAUCAAGUUUGCAAGCUGUCCACAUACCAAAUUUAAGCUUUCCCUCUUCUUUUCUCUCUACCUUCUGCAUUCCCUUAUUUUCUCUAUUUAUGGAACGUCAAGCAACAAAAGUAAGAAAAGUAGUGCGACGAUGGAUGUGCGGCAGAUUAUGGGUGCCAUUCUUACUUUUUCCAUGUUUCUGAUGCUUGCCAACAUGAUCAAAAGGGAUCACUUUGAUGCUGAUGUUUUCAUUGAUGUCCCAAUAAUGACAUCAAAUGUGGAACAAGAUGUCUUCAAAAUUACCAAGCACAGUCUUAUUCAACUUACUAAUGAGACACUCAAAAAAGAUGGCGAAAGGUUAAAGCUUUGUUGGAACAAUUCUUUGCUACCAAAAGGCACAAACCACUCGGAAGGUUUUGUUACAUUCUCAUUAACAGACGGCCCCGAGUAUCAUGUUUCACAGGUUGCUAAUGCUGUGCUAGUUGCUAAACAUCUUGGAGCAACUCUUGUGCUCCCAGAUAUCAUUGGGAGCAAUGGUGAAAAAAGGGGUUUCGAUGAAAUUUACGAUGUUGAGAAAUUCAUAACAAGCAUGAGCGGUGUAGUUCAUGUAGAAACUCGUAAACAUCCUGAACUGAAACUCGUUAGUGUAAGAGUUCCUUACAACGCAAACCGGAACUACAUCCUGACAAAUAUCCAACCUCUAUUUUAUACCACACAAUACUUGCGGGUUAUAACCUAUUUUCCAUCGUCAACCACGAGCCAAGGGAAAGUCGACAAGGAUAUGAACCCGCACUCGUGUUGGGCGACGUUUGAGGCUCUCCAUUUGAAUCCCGAAUUGCAAGAAGUUCUGGACUCGAUCGUUGGGAAGAUAAAGGGGCACGGAUUGAAUGGUCAAUUCAUCGCCAUUGACUAUAAGGGUGAGAUCGUGGGGACAAGUGCUUGUCGAAAUGACGGAAUGAACAGGAUAAAAAGCUGCUAUAACCCGAUGGAAAUCGCACAAUUUCUACGGAGGGUCGGUUAUCAAAAAGAUACGACGAUCUACGUGACUGAUCAAUCGAGAUCAGAUAAUGGCCUUAACGUGCUAAAAGAUUUUUAUCCGAACACAUUCACAAAGGACGACAUAAUGCAAGAAACCGAGAAGGGUAAGUCAGAAUUGGAACUCAAGCUCAUCGACUUCAAAUUAUGUUCGAUUAGUGACGUCUUUGUGCCUGCAAAAUCCGGUCUUUUUUACGCAAAUGUUGUUGCAAACAGAAUCGCAAGUAGGAAGACGGAAGUUUUUGUGCCAGCUCAAGUUACAUCAACCUUAGCACGAGAUCACAUAUCAUCAUACAUAUCAAAGAGGAGUCACCCAGCAUACGCUUGUUUUUGUCCAUAAACAAAAGCAAGCAAAAUCGUAUCGAAAUCUAAAAUAAAAUAUAUGUAAAAACGCCUCUAUUUGGUUUAAAGUGAAAAUAAAGCGACUCUAAGUUAAGUCAUAUAUUUUAACAAGACUACAAAAAUAACCUUAACAAAUUAACAACUGAAUUGAAAAUUAGAAUUCUCCCAGUUGUAUAUCUAAAUAAUCCCUCUUAAAGUGGUCUAUCGGAUAAUGCAAUGCAACUUGCAAAAGCCAAAUGGAGCAUCGGCAGCAGCACAAGAUUUAUAAUACAAUCAGAAAAACAAACACAGAACA
Molecule: messenger RNA, 1655 nt
Organism: Cynara cardunculus var. scolymus (artichoke)
Lineage: Eukaryota; Viridiplantae; Streptophyta; Magnoliopsida; Asterales; Asteraceae
Product: protein MANNAN SYNTHESIS-RELATED 1-like
Exons: 7
Coding region: 135-1358 (407 amino acids)
Source: RefSeq, a predicted model, not a curated record